Hippoglossus stenolepis (Pacific halibut) is the source of this 741-nucleotide messenger RNA. RefSeq names its product vacuolar protein sorting-associated protein 4B-like. The record is from RefSeq and is a predicted model, not a curated record. Gene Ontology annotation, molecular function: ATP hydrolysis activity; ATP binding. Gene Ontology annotation, biological process: endosomal transport; vacuole organization. NCBI's taxonomy places the organism in Eukaryota, Metazoa, Chordata, Actinopteri, Pleuronectiformes, Pleuronectidae.
AGUAAUGUUUUUAAUUGUUUUACAGGUGCAAUUGUUAUGGAGAAACCAAACAUCCAAUGGAGUGACGUCGCUGGUUUAGAAGGAGCCAAGGAGGCACUGAAAGAAGCCGUUAUUCUUCCAAUCAAAUUCCCAUACCCAAAGAGAACUCCAUGGAGAGGGAUCUUGCUCUUUGGACCUCCAGGCACAGGCAAGUCCUAUCUGGCUAAAGCUGUUGCCACGGAGGCAAACAACUCAACGUUCUUCUCCAUCUCCUCGUCUGACCUCGUCUCUAAAUGGCUCGGAGAGAGUGAAAAAUUGGUGAAGAAUCUUUUUACCCUUGCGAGGGAACACAAGCCUUCCAUCAUCUUCAUCGAUGAGAUUGACUCGCUGUGUGGAUCAAGAAGCGAGAACGAGAGUGAGGCCACUCGGCGUAUUAAGACAGAAUUCCUGGUUCAGAUGCAGGGUGUGGGGAAUAACAAUGGAGUGCUGGUACUCGGGGCAACAAACAUCCCGUGGACCCUAGACUCAGCCAUCAGAAGAAGAUUUGAGAAAAGGAUCUACAUCCCGCUGCCUGAAGAGCACGCCCGCUCUUUCAUGUUCAAGCUCCACCUGGGAUCGACUCCCAGCAGCCUCAGUGAUUCUGACUUUGUCACUCUGGGCAAGAAGACAGAAGGAUACUCUGGAGCAGACAUAAGUGUCAUCGUCAGAGAUGCUCUAAUGCAGCCAGUUCGAAAGGUCCAGUCAGCAACCCACUUCAAGCGG